AUGGCUCCAUUAUCCCGAAGAUUCCUCUUUGGAGGAGACCAACCAUGGUCCCACACAGACUGGAUCUCCUCCAACGACCGCGUCCGGGGCGGGUCCUCAUAUUCCAGCCUCAAUAUUCUCCCAAACAACACGGUCCAGUUCAACGGACAUCUAGAUAUUACCACCCUUGGUGGAGCAGGGUUUGCAUCGCAGCGCACAACGGGCGAUGUAUCCUGGGAUCUGUCCGACGUCGACGGGCUCGAGCUGGCCAUCGCCGGUUCCGACGGAAAAGUGUAUACACUCACCCUUAAAGACAAGCUACUGCACAAGCGGCCUGAUGGGCGUGAGCAGAGUACGAUUAGUUGGGAGUAUAAUCUCCGGCCGGCGGACAAGGCAAAUGUGAGAGUGAGAUGGGAGGAUCUACGAGCAACGUAUCGCGGAAGGGAAGCUGAGGGUGCGGAGCCGCUGGAUUUGAAGAAUGUCAAGCAGAUUACUAUUAUGAUUCGCAGUUUCUUCGGGACACAAGAAGGCGCCUUUUCGCUGGACAUUGCCUCCAUCGCUACGUUCCGUAGAGAUGUAUGA
Messenger RNA from Aspergillus pseudoviridinutans, 561 nucleotides. RefSeq names its product CIA30 family protein. The coding region runs from base 1 to 561 and encodes 186 amino acids. Gene Ontology annotation, biological process: NADH dehydrogenase complex assembly. NCBI's taxonomy places the organism in Eukaryota, Fungi, Ascomycota, Eurotiomycetes, Eurotiales, Aspergillaceae. The record is from RefSeq and is a predicted model, not a curated record. The transcript has 3 exons.